AAAUGUUUUCUUUUUAGUUUUUUACUUGCAAUUUGCAAACACAAUCUUCAGAAACAGAACCCCUCUUCUUCGACAGCAUCCAUGGAUGAAAUCAAGAAACUCUGAACGAUUUCACACCGGUAAGCUUAUACUUCGCAUCUCUAAUUACUAUAUUUAUUCACUCUGAUUCAAGUACCCCCAAUUUCUUUACUUAUAAACCCCAAUUUAUCAAUCUUUAGCUGAAAUCAUCAUGAUCAAUCUUUUUCGAAGAAAACUCCCAAUCAGAUCUUUUAUUGUAAACCCAUUUCAAUACGUAUCCCAUGAAUCAAAAGGUGUAAUCUUUCCUGCAUCUGAUCCCCUUAAACCCUAUGAAGAACCCCAAUUUAGGGUUUUAGCAACUAAACCCUAUUCAACCUCAAAGUUCCCUGAAUAUGAAAUGCCGACAGUUACAUGGGGUGUUGUUCAUGGUAGAAAAGAGAAACUUGUGUCUAGAGUAAUAAUAUGUGAUUACUUGAAAAGCAUAGGAAUAAUCCCUGAUGAGUUAGAGGAAGUCGAGUUACCGUCGACGGUUGAUGUGAUGCGUGAGCGCGUAGAGUUCUUGCAGAAGAUAGGGUUAACGAUUGACGAUAUUAACGAAUACCCGUUAAUGCUUGGUUGCAGUGUUAGAAAGAAUAUCAUUCCUGUGUUGGGAUACUUGGAGAAAGUAGGGAUUCAACGGUCGAAAAUGGGCGAGUUUGUCAAGAAGUAUCCGCAGGUGCUUCAUGCUAGUGUGGUUGUGGAGCUUGUGCCCGUCGUUAGGUUUCUUCGUGGAUUAGAUGUUGAGAAACAAGAUAUCGGGUAUGUGUUAAUGAAGUAUCCUGACCUGUUAGGGUUUAAGUUAGAAGGAACGAUGAGUACUUCGGUUGCGUAUUUGGUGAGCAUUGGUGUUAAUCCGAGAGAUAUCGGUCCCAUGGUGACGCAGUAUCCGUACUUUUUGGGGAUGAGAGUCGGGACGAUGAUAAAACCGUUAGUUGAGUAUCUGGUUUCGUUAGGAUUACCUAAAGAAGUGUUGGCGAGAAUGUUUGAAAAGCGCGCGUAUCUAAUCGGUUACGACCUCGAAGAAAUGGUCAAACCGAACGUUGACUGUUUGGUUAGUUUCGGAGUUCGAAAGGAGGUGUUAGCUUCCGUUAUCGCUCAAUACCCGCAAAUGCUUGGGCUUCCUUUGAAAGCUAAGUUAUCAACACAACAAUAUAUUUUCAACUUGAAGUUAAAGAUUGACCCCGAAGGGUUUGCGCGUGUGAUCGAAAGAAUGCCUCAGGUAAUCAGUCUUGGUCAAAAUGUGAUAAUGAAACCGGUUGACUUUCUUCUUGGACGGGGUAUAUCAGUAGAAGACGUUGCUAAGAUGAUCGUGAAAUGCCCGCAGUUACUUGCUUUGCAAGUCGGUUUGAUGAAAAAUAGCUUUUACUUUUUCAAGAGUGAAAUGGGAAGGCCUUUGAAAGAGUUGGUUGAGUUUCCUGAAUAUUUUACUUACGGUCUCGAAUCAAGAAUUAAACCACGGUACCAAAGAUUGCAGCAUAAGGGGAUUAGGUGUUCGUUAUCUUGGUUUCUUAAUUGUAGCGAUCAAAGAUUUGAAGAAAGAUUGUAUGCAGAUUAUAUUGAAACUGAGAUUCAAGGGCCAUCAUUUGUUAUGGGCGGGAAAUUGGAUCUACCGGGUAAUCAAAUGGUAUCUGAUGAUGAAGAUGAAAGUGAUGAUGAAAUACUUUAUAGACGUACGGUUUCUCUUUAAUCAUACAUGUAUUUGCUACACUAAUGUAUUGAGAUUUUGUUAGUUUUUAUUUAAAGUUAUCGGUUUUGACA
Molecule: messenger RNA, 1815 nt
Organism: Helianthus annuus (common sunflower)
Lineage: Eukaryota; Viridiplantae; Streptophyta; Magnoliopsida; Asterales; Asteraceae
Product: transcription termination factor MTERF4, chloroplastic
Exons: 1
Coding region: 230-1744 (504 amino acids)
Biological process (GO): regulation of DNA-templated transcription
Molecular function (GO): double-stranded DNA binding
Source: RefSeq, a predicted model, not a curated record